CCUCCACCAAUCUUUAUCACUUCAAUCAAUUACUCAGUGAAACAACCUAAACAACUCGAAAAGAACACACAAGUACAAGAACGGUCCAAAAAAAUAAUACACAAAUUAAAGAUCCAACUCGUUUACUGGAAAAAAAAAAGACAGAAAAAAACGGAGGAUACAUGCAAUUAACUACUCAGUCAAUCAAUGGAAUCUGAAAAUCCCCUUUCACCAUCAACAAGUCAGAACCGGCCCAGAGAGGUCCACACCAAGCACCUCACCGAGCUCGAACGCUUUCGCGUGCGGACCCUCUACUAUGACGCCGCCAUGAGCAAGAAGCGCAUCUCCGAGGUCACCAACUACUCUCUCAGCCAAAUCCGCACCGCUAUUCGUGCUAAGUCCGCUGCUGUACCGCCGCGUUCUGGCCGUCCGAAAAAGGAACGUGAUGUCCAAUCACCCGCGGAUGCGGACGGUGCUGGCUCAUCUGCUCAAGGGACGCCCGCAAAAAAAUCCAGCACCUCUACCUCUGCAAAGGCUCCACAAGCACCAACCAAGAAGAAGCGUAAAUCCAGGGCCAAGAUAUCUCUCUUCAGCCAGCUCCCUCCUUCCGUACGGCAGUACAUAUGGUACCUCGUGCUCACCCUCCCCCCACCCUCCACUUCCACUUCCCCUUCUCUCUUACCUCCCUCCCCAACCCCAUCCUCCGCCCUCUCCCUCCCCUUCUGGCUCACCCCUCUCGCGCACCCUCCCCACCUCCUCGCCGGCGUCUUCCCCGAGCACUGGGCCACCUGCAUCCCGCUGUACCAGACGGUACGCCAACAACGGGCCCGCGUCCUCGGCGCCGUGAACCGCGAGGCGCGCCGCGUCGUCCUCGACACCCUGACCCCCGUGUGGUGCGAGUCCGGGCAGCGCUGCCUCGGCGCCUCCGUCCCCGUCGUCUGGCUCGACACCCUCCACGACAACCUGUACUACCGCGACAGCGGCGCCGUCGACGACCUCGGCGCUCUGCUCGAGAAAGCACGAGCGGCGGUGCUGCCGCCGCUACCGCCGCCGCCGCGGGUCAUCGGUCCGUCGACGCCGAACCGGGGGGCCCCUGCUGGCGGUAUCAAGAUCAUCAGCGGUCCUAGGUUCCAAUAGUACCUACCUAGCAGAAGUAUCAUGCCUACCUACCUACUUAGUAGUGACGUCAAAAGAGUGAACGCGAAGUGCUAUCUACUGCUACAUGUAGAGGCAGGCAUCUUACUACUAAGUCGUGGGAACCCAUUGUACACACAUGUACUUUUAUGUGAAUAUUCGCCGUAUUCCAUUGCAUCUACGGAUUCUUUCUUAUUUCAGGUAGCGAAUGGCUUUCAGGGUUGCAUUGUUUACUACCUGCCUAGGUUAGGUACCUACUAGGUAGAGUACCUAGCUAACCUACUACGCAAUCUACCUUGACUCGAGUACCUAGGGGCAUGAUCAACAACAAUUAUUCAUUCAGCAUCUGCAGUCUUCAGAACACUUCUACAAGAAAGUUUGCAUCCACGAUCCAUAUGAUUGAUUUCGUCAACUACCUAAUGCAUGUACCUCUUUGCCUAAUUGCUUGUCUGCCUGCCUAAGUACACAUUCAAGGGUUGGGGGGUGCUGUGCUAGUACCACAAAUUCAUUUCGCGAAGACUCCUCCGCAAUGCAAACCGCAUAGUCAUGAUCCGCCGACAAUA
Molecule: messenger RNA, 1676 nt
Organism: Hypoxylon fragiforme
Lineage: Eukaryota; Fungi; Ascomycota; Sordariomycetes; Xylariales; Hypoxylaceae
Exons: 2
Coding region: 187-1116 (309 amino acids)
Source: RefSeq, a predicted model, not a curated record